AUGGCCAAGGGAAAGAAGUCUGCUGACGCCAAGGGCAGCCAGAAGCGCCAGAAGAAGGUGCUGCGUGAUAACAUCCGCGGCAUCACCCGCGGUUCCAUCCGCCGCCUCGCCCGUCGUGGCGGCGUGAAGCGCAUCUCCAGCGAGAUCUACGAGGAGGUGCGGCGGGUGCUGAAGGGAUUUGUGGAGGGCGUCGUGCGCGAUGCCACUUCGUAUACGGAGUACGGCCACCGCCGCACCGUAACCGCGUCGGAUGUCGUGAACGCCCUGCGCAAGCGCGGUCACAUCCUCUACGGUUACGCGUAA
Messenger RNA from Phytomonas sp. EM1, 303 nucleotides. Lineage: Eukaryota; Euglenozoa; Kinetoplastea; Trypanosomatida; Trypanosomatidae. The record is from the annotation of a GenBank genome assembly.